GAUGCUGGAUGAGCCCUCUGGGGUCAGGCAUAAGAGCUCUACCAGAAAGAAUGCAGAAAGCAAGAGAAAUGUAGCAGGGGUAUUGACUGAAGAAACAUAAUUUUUGCUUGUAGGAAUAAAAGCCUGCCUAGGUGCUCUUGUACCCCCUAACUAUCACCCCUGGAGUGCUCAACUGCUUCUGUUCAUGUGCUAGCAGGUGCUGAGGGGAGGGAGUGUCUCCUAAUCUGUCCUGCAUUGCUUUCAGCUGUGAGAGACAGGAGCCAUUUGGGAGGCCCAGCCAAAUGAUGCUGUCAGAGUCAACAGACCUGUUUGUGAAAGGGGAGGCUUGCAGGACUGGAUCUCUCCUCCCUGAGGAACUCUGAUGUGUGAGGCAGGCCAAGAAGGCAGCUUCAGGGACCUGUCCUGGCAUGGAGAUGGCAGACAUGAAGAACUUGUUCCUUCUACUCAUGCUAGCAAUGAUGCCACCUUCUACAUUUUUAGGUCACCGGAUGAAACGGCAGAUUGGUGUCUGGGGGAGCUGGGGUGAAUGGGGCAAGUGCAGUCGGAGCUGUGGCGGUGGAGUCAGCUUUCGGCAGCGGCGCUGCUAUUCCCAAAGGACAGAAGGUGCUUCCAGUUGUGUUGGACCAACUCGAAGCUAUCGGUCAUGCAAUGUUCAGAGUUGCCCGGAAGGCUCCCGGGAUUUCCGGGCAGAGCAAUGUGCAGAGUUUGAUGGGACAGAAUUCCAAGGAAAGAAAUACAAGUGGCUUCCGUAUUAUGGAGCUCCUAAUAAGUGUGAGUUAAACUGUAUUCCCAAGGGAGAAAAUUUCUACUACAGGCACAAGGAAGCAGUGGUAGAUGGGACUACCUGUGAACCUGGCAAGCGAGACAUCUGUGUAGAGGGAGUUUGUCAGGCCGUUGGCUGUGAUAACAUGCUGGAAUCUGCCAAGAAGGAGGACAAGUGCCUGAAGUGUGGAGGAGAUGGCAGCACCUGCUAUGGUGUGAAGGGUACUUUUGAUGUGCCCAGCCUCCCCAAAGGUCCCAAUCAAAUCUUCAUCAUUCCCGUGGGAGCCACAAGCAUUCAAAUUAAGGAAGUUAUGCCCAGCAGGAACUUCCUGGCUGUCAAGAACGUGCGAGGGGAAUAUUACCUGAAUGGGCACUGGACAAUCGACUUCAGCCGGGCGCUGCAGGUAGCUAGCACGGUUAUGCACUAUGACCGUGGCUCGGAGGGUGAUCUGGCCCCAGAGCUCCUCCAUGCCCAGGGUCCCACCACAGAACCCCUCGUCAUUGAGCUCAUCAGCCAGGAGCCAAACCCCGGGGUACAGUACGAGUACUACCUGCCCGUGCAGGGCCAGGCCUCGGGGUACAGCUGGAGCUAUGGCUCCUGGAGUGAGUGCAGCUCCGAGUGCGGAGGAGGUUUCCAAACCCGCUUGGUGUUUUGUACCAUAGACAAUGAAAUUUAUCCAGACUAUAUGUGCAGGAAUAAACCACAGCCAGACAAUAACCGGACAUGUGGCCAUCAAACUUGUCCUCAGACAAAACGGACUUCCUACAUCUAUCUGCCGCAAACCUGGAGUCACAGUGGAGCACGAAGCUCUCAGAUGAAGAGGUGGAAAACAGGGGAGUGGGGAUCCUGCUCAGCUACCUGUGGUGGGGGCACCCAGACUCGCUCCGUUUACUGCGUGGCAUUUGACGGUCAGAGCUCGCAAGGGGUGGUGGAUAACACUGAGUGCAUGGCCUUCGCGCAGCAGCCUCGCAGCAGUCAGCCCUGCAACAUGAGACAGUGUGCCACCUGGAGCACGGGGCCCUGGUCCGAGUGCUCAGCCAGCUGUGGGGAAGGGGUCCAGACCCGGACUGUCACCUGCAGAACGCAGCAGGGCUCUCAGGCUCAGGACUUCGCUUGCCUAAUGGAGCCAAAGCCAUCGGCCACCCAACCCUGCCUUAAGGAGAACUGCGUCCAGGAAAUUGGCUGGCACGUUGGAGACUGGGGCCUGUGUUCGAAGAGCUGCAGUUCGGGCAUCCGGACACGCCAGGUCAUCUGCGCUGACGGCGACUCCAAAUUCUACAGUCCCGAGACAUGCAAAGCCAUCCAGCCACAGAAACCAGCCACCCUGGGCAGCUGCAACAUGCAGCCCUGCUACCUGCCGCAGCAGGUCCCCAGUAUGCAGGACACUAUGGGAUACGAUGUCACUCGCCAGUCCUUGCUGACACGUUACAACCCAAACAGCCCUGCCACAGGAGUUCUCUCCCCAGAUUCUGGUGAUGAACGGAUGCUCUCUGGGAGCGCCACGAUCCAUAGUACCUCUGGGAAUCACCACAUCCCAUCCACCAAGGACCAUGGCAUCAACUUGUUGCCUGUUCGCUGGGAAUCUCGGUUGCGCUCAUCGGGUUCCCAUCAGCUCAGCUUCUCUCAGGACCCCACUGCAGGGACUGGCUCUCAGGACUGUCACCGGAGCACACACGGCUGCUGUCCAGAUGGGCACACUCCGGCUUCAGGCCCUUUGGGGAAAGGUUGCCCCUUCAGCACCUGUCACCGAAACAGGUAUGGAUGCUGUCCUGAUGGAGUAUCGGCUGCCCAGGGUCCAAACAACAUGGGAUGCCCACAAUAUUACCGUGAUGUUCAAGUGAGCAGAAAUCAACCCACUGCGGCCACUUCAACAGCAAGCCAAGCCUUGUCCCAGCAGCACCCCUCGGGCGAGUGCCGCAGUUCUGUGUACGGCUGCUGUUUUGACAAUGUCGCUUCAGCAUCAGGCCCUCGAGGGGAAGGAUGUCUCAAUAGGCCCAACUACCCGUAUCCUGUUGUAUGCCUGCUGCCCAGUGCCCACGGCCCCUGCACAAACUGGACCACUCGCUGGUACUUUGUGACCGUCGUUGGCAAGUGCAACCGGUUUUGGUACGGUGGCUGUCACGGCAAUAAAAACAGCUUUGCCUCGGAGGAGGAGUGCAUGAGAGUGUGCCGCAAUUCUGUGGUGGUCAGUCCUCUGGAGCACCAGCCCUCUUCUAGCACAGGAGCCCUGCAACGCCAGCACGCUGGCUCCCACUCUCGUACAGGGGAAUCUCGGGGUCAGCAGCAGCCACCCCCAAGAGAGUCUGCAAGUCACAGCCAAGAAGGAAGAGCCUAUGGGGCUUCACACCCCACGCAAGACAGCCACACACAGGACAGCUGGAGAAGCGAGGCGCUGCCAGAGGCUUUUCCGAGGACUGGUGUGCUGGAGAGCCAGCACUGGGGCACCCAGCAAAGUGGAACGCACAGCCUGAGCCAGCCGCGCCUGCAGGACACGGCAGCGCCUGGGCCCCCGCAGCGGCAGCGCGGCAGUGCCCAGCCCGCGCGGCCCCAGGAAGGCCAGCAGUGGCACAAGGCUUCUGGAGCAGAUGUUUCCAUGACAGAGGGAUUUGGGCACCAGGCUCCUGCAGACUUGUUCCCAAUGUGGGCUCUGCACAGAGCCAUCCUGGAGGAAGCCAAGCCUUCUCUUGUGACAGCAGCGGUGGGACAAAACAUCCAGCUGGUCUGCAAGACAGGCAUGUCCCCCUUCUCCAGAGUGGAGUGGAUGAAGGACGGCCGACCAGUCUCCUCUGACAGACACACCUACCAGUCCGACAGCUCCUUAGUGAUCAGCCACGUCAAGGUGGAGGACACCGGGACUUACACAUGCCUCAUUUCUGAUGGGAGGACAGAGAGCCGACAGAUUCAAUUACAGAUCAUAGAGUACCAGAGCGCUGUUCUGGCAGAGGGUGAGAGAGGUCGGGUCCUUCACAAGGAAAAUCAGCAGCAUCAAGAGCUAUCCAGAGGCAGGAAGGUUGUACAGGCAGCCGGUUCCUCCAUGCAUCAGCAAUUCACAUACAGAUUGAGAAUGGAUAAGAGUGAGCCCUCAGUGGUAGAGGCCAACGUCGGGGAGAGAGUCAGACUGCCCUGCACAGUGGAAGCAUCGCCGGCUCUCACCAUCCAAUGGCAGAAAGAUGGGCAGCCCCUCUCCUCUCCCAGGCACAGGCAGCAGUCGGAUGGGGCCCUGGUGAUCAGUCGGGUCAGCUCUGAAGACGUUGGCUUCUUUACCUGCAUUGCUUCAAACGGACGUGACCAGGACCAGCGCCAGGUCCUGUUCCGACCUCUGGGAGAGCUGAGGAUCACUGGUCUCCUGCCAAGCAUCACAGUACCUGAGGGAGGGACUGCUCAGCUUCACUGUACAGUGACUGGCAACAACGUGAAUAUAAGGUGGUCAAGGAACGGAGUCCCCAUGCGGGCAGAUGGCCACCACAUCCACCUGUCCCAGGAUGGAAGCCUGGUCAUAAGCAACGUUCAAGAGGCUGACGAGGGAUCCUACACAUGCAGUGCCUACAGCAGCAGCAACUCCGUCAGUGCCAGCACGGAGGUGAAAGUGCUGAGGAGCAGGCCUAGCACUACUGUGAAUCAUGUUGUGGACGCAAGCAGAGAGUGCGUGGACCAGCCACACCUCGCCAACUGUGACCUGAUCCUGCAGGCCCAGCUCUGCAGUAACGAAUACUACUCCAGCUUCUGCUGUGCCAGCUGCUCUCGCUACCAACCACAGGCCAGCCCUCCCCGGCACCGCGGCUGACAGACACCUCCACGGCCACCUGAAAGUACAGGUGACCCAUUACAAGACUGGAAGUCUGAACUCUGUCCUCUUACUGCGUGAAACUCUUCUGGGAGCUGUGCCCUGCUGGAAAGCUUGAGGGCGAAUUGAACACAGUGUGGUGGGUGUAACUGUUCAAAGGUGGGAGACUCACCACCCUCAGGUUUAUUGCAAGCUCAGUUUUUCCCUCCUGUAUGCCCUGCUGUAGCUAAUCCAUCUCUUCAUGUAAGAGUAGUUGCUGUUAUUCACAGAACAAGAUGAUACUGGGACUGUAACAUGCUGUGACUUUAGAGAAGGCAGAUAACCAGCAUGAAAGAGGAAGAGACCAAUUCUUCAUAGAAUCUCUUCUCAGAAAGAGAAGUGCUCUUAAAAAAAAAAAAAAAAAAAAAAAGUUUGAAGAUGAGUCUGAAUUAUCUUAACUAAAGCACUAAUGAGCAAUGAACAUUUGUAAUCCUGGGGAGCACUUUCUAUCUAAAUGCAAAAGACUCUGGCUAUGAGAAACAGUUUGAUGCACAUAAAAUUACUGUUCAGGUCCUAUGAGAUUACUAGCUCUAGGGAUGCAGCUGUAAUGUCAUGUUACUGUAGUUUUAUUCCAGUAGACCUUAGAGAAAUUUCUAGUUGGGUCAGUUGGGUUUCUACUUGACUAUAAUCAGUUUUGGAUUGAAAUGCAGAAGCAAUGCUUCACAGAACACUUGGAAUACUUUUAGCCCUUCCUGAAUGUUAGGGCUAAUUUAGAUAAACAUACCAACACUGUUACCUGUUCUGAGCUGCAGUUUAAAUAGCACUUGCUGUAGGAAGGCUCAGCAGAUUUUUUUUUUUUUUUCUGAGCCAGAACUGUGCUGUUGAAUUUAUUGUAAAGCUGGGCUCAGUGGUAACAUUGUGCUGGGUUUCAGCUUGGGGAGGCGAAUAAUGUACACAUAGAAAUACAUGUUGGGACAUUUGACUUGCCAGAAUAAACCUCUCAAUGAUCUGCUUAGUCUCAGUUAAGUCCAGGAAAGCCUGGCUCUGCAUGUGGCCUGGGCUGAUUCCUGCUGCUGUGAGCUAACAACCGAGGACUUCCAGAUGCAGAGCAGCUAGAGCUGACAAGCAUCCUUCAUUUCAAGACUAACACGGAGUGGCAGCCAGCAUGCAUAUAGGGCUCUGAACGUCUCGGGCAAUAAGGGCUGUACGUGGAGACGUGAGGCGAUACCAUGAUUUGUAUCAGGAAAGGUUCUUGGGUAUCUUCAGUGUCUCAAAAUGGCAUUAUUUCUCAGCAAAAGCAUUUUUAUACAGCCUCCAUGGUAUUGUUUUACCCUAGCAUCAGCCCUACAGUCUCCCUCUUCCUCCUUCCAAACUCCCUGUUGAGACUUGGAUGGGUUAAUCAUAUUAAUCAGCACCAUCAGCCAUUCAUUAUUUGCAUAGAUGUAGCUAUAAACUAGUAGACUGGUGUGUAGUGUUGAUAUUGAUGUUUUGGUUGGAGGGGGUGGAGGAUUCUUUUUUUUUUCUUCUCCUACUUCUGUUAAUUUAAGGCAGGAAGCUAAUUCAGGACUCUGCUCACACCACUCUCCUCUCCUUCAGUCCAGAUUCAGUACUCAGGGCAGUAGUAACACAUAGGUGGAAAUCUCCAGGUUUGACAGCCUAAAGGUGGUUUGGACUCUCAACCCAGUAAAUCAGUUCAGAUGCACCACCUUAAAAUAAAAAUUACUAACCUAAUGAGUGCACUCUCUUCAGCACAGGUAUGGCUUUGGGAUUGGACACACUGCUUUAAGACGUGAACAAACUGAAAAGUCUAGAAGCAAUCCAGUAAAGGAGCGAGAGGUGACAGUCACACAGCUAUAUGGGGGUGGGUCUUUCUGGGGUCUGAUAGAUUCUGCUUGCUACAAAACACUUAUUUUUGCAGUUAAGACCCUUUAAUUUGAUUAGGGAAAAUGUCCUCUGCUGUGUAAUUCAUGGUAGGUGUUACAAUGUAAGGUUUGAAGUUGACUUUACUGGAUAUUUAAGAACAAUGAAAUGGUCCCGAGAACUUCUAAUUGUGUUUGUAUAUAAUUUUGCAUUUAACAUCUCAGACCAGCACCUACUAUGGGAUAGUUUAGUAUGACUUUGCCUUUUGAGACCAGGGACUUGUCUCUGACUCUGUAAAUUCCAGCCUUAGUGAAGCCCUGUUGGUUCACAUGUGGCAGGCAGAGAGGGGAGUCAAGGUCUGUGGAGCACACUUAGAAGUUGAUUGUUGUUAUAUCAGACUCUUUUGUCCCAGAAUAAUAUCCCUUGCUACUCUGUCAGAGGCUCUAUUGUUAGAAUAUUUAAAUAUAGUGUGUAGUCAGCUUUCAUUUAAGCUGUAUGGUUGGUUAUAGAAGCUGUGGCCAGGGAGUGCCUUCUCCAAAUUGGUGAGGGCUGUAACAGGCACCUGCAGUCUGAGGGGCAGGACGUUACUGCUGAAGGUGCUUCGGGUGGGUGUUUAUUCUGAUCUCCUUUCAGCUGCAUAACUGUGGUAGUAAGGAUGGCAGCAGAAGACAUGCAGGUCACUGCUUUAAAAACACAUGUCCUCACUCUAAUACUACCUAAAGCGUCUUCUUAUAUUUCUUCUCUUAUUUGACAAGCUGAGCUUUUCCCUCUUUGUAGUACCACUUAACUGCCUAACUGAAUGUUUACUUCUUUGACUUGAGAAUCAAGAUGUUUGUUUUCCUCCCUAAACAAUGGAUUGUAGGAAGGUCGUAUCUCCUUUACUAUUCUCUCCAGGGCAGGGGAAGGGUGUAGCUAUACUGGGUUAUUUUCAGCUGAUCUUGGGGCACUACUGUGAAAGAUAUGGAACUGAUAGAGUAAGCAAUACUUUCCUUCCUAUUAUAAAUGUCUACAAGUAUUUACUUUUUGAAAGCUGAAAAAAAGCAUUGGUACCAACUCCAGUACCAUAGGGAGUGUUGGUCAUUACUAUUCAUAUCAUGCUGAAAACAGGUAAGAAUCUGUAAGGAAAAAAAAUCCCUAGUUUUCUAGACCAUGUCACUGUGAAACUCACUUGUACCUGCCUGAAAAUAGAAACUGCUGGCCAGCUCAAACGCUAGGGCCAAACAAAGGGAGCAUUUCUUCCCUUUCAGGUUACAAAGUCUGACUUUUCCUUGUGUCUAAACUGACAUAGUGCACAUAAGAAUGCAGUAAGAGCCAGCCAUACUAACAGGGCAGAUAGAAGAACAGAAAAUAUAGUCUUCUCAGAUGGCUCCUAGGAUCUUCUCUCCUUUUGGUAGUACAGGAAAGAAAAAACAACAUAAAAGUUUUCCUUUUUUCCCUUUUUGAAUGCUAGUGUUUUCAUAUUUGUCUCUGUAAAUAUUCGCUGUUAGAAAAUAGUCAUGCAAACCCACAAUCUGAUGGUUUUUGUCAAGCCCUCCCUUUCAGAGCUUUAAAUAGUUAUGGGUCACAAGGCUAUCUGCAAGUUCAGUCUUAAAGUUCGAGGUAACCUAACAUGGUGUACAAACUGAGAGGUGUUAAGAUACCAUUAUUAAGCUUCUAGGGCUCAUCUAACACUCACCUCAUAACACAGAAGAUACCCAGAAGGGCAAAUGCUGAAAACUGGAUGGGGGUGGUAAGUAAAGCUUUCGCAGACAGCACUUCUACCACCAACAUUUAUUUCUGUUAAAGCAGAUUAUAAAUCAUCAGUACAAAUAUAUAUAUAACUUACAUUUGCUUGUAAGGCCAAAGUUUAAAAGUAAAGUUAAAAUGAGAUGGUUUUCACAAGUCACCAGAGGCAGAAUCUGGACCAGCUGCAGCCUUAACCACAAGGUUUCACAAAUCAGUGGGAAAAAAAAACAAAAACAAAAAC
Messenger RNA from Athene cunicularia (burrowing owl), 8352 nucleotides. It is a transcript of the gene PAPLN, whose product is annotated as papilin, proteoglycan like sulfated glycoprotein. NCBI's taxonomy places the organism in Eukaryota, Metazoa, Chordata, Aves, Strigiformes, Strigidae. Gene Ontology annotation, molecular function: serine-type endopeptidase inhibitor activity; metalloendopeptidase activity. The transcript is spliced from 28 exons. The coding region runs from base 408 to 4547 and encodes 1379 amino acids. Gene Ontology annotation, biological process: extracellular matrix organization. Gene Ontology annotation, cellular component: extracellular matrix. The record is from RefSeq and is a predicted model, not a curated record.